Molecule: messenger RNA, 312 nt
Organism: Zonotrichia albicollis (white-throated sparrow)
Lineage: Eukaryota; Metazoa; Chordata; Aves; Passeriformes; Passerellidae
Source: RefSeq, a predicted model, not a curated record
GACCCCUAUUUUAUGAAAAAUCAUCUGGGCUCCUACGAGUGCAAGCUUUGCCUGACACUGCACAACAAUGAGGGGAGUUACUUAGCACAUACCCAGGGGAAGAAGCAUCAGACCAAUUUGGCACGACGAGCUGCCAAGGAAGCCAAGGAAGCCCCAGCCCAGCCUGCCCCAGAGAAGGUGAAAGUGGAAGUGAAGAAAUUUGUGAAAAUUGGGCGUCCAGGCUACAAAGGUGAGCCCAGGAGGUCCCUGAUGGGCAGUCCCUGCCUGGUGGAUGUGAAUUAUUCAUUGAUCUUUUGAGCAGCUCUGCCCAUG